This is a messenger RNA of Rattus norvegicus (Norway rat), 1706 nucleotides long. It is a transcript of the gene Cer1, whose product is annotated as cerberus 1, DAN family BMP antagonist. Gene Ontology annotation, molecular function: protein sequestering activity; receptor ligand inhibitor activity; BMP binding. Gene Ontology annotation, cellular component: extracellular region. Lineage: Eukaryota; Metazoa; Chordata; Mammalia; Rodentia; Muridae. Gene Ontology annotation, biological process: system development; negative regulation of activin receptor signaling pathway; animal organ development. The record is from RefSeq and is marked provisional.
CUUUUGGGCCUGGUGCUCUGUAACUCUAAUCUCAGUUUCUGGGAUCCAGUACCAUGCAUCUCCUCUUUCUUCAGUUGAUUGUGCUCUUGCCUCUGGGGAAGGCAGGCCUAUGUGUAGAUGACUGCCAGAGUCAGGGCUCUUUUUCCUUUGCCCUCCCAGAAAGGGGUCGCAGAGACCUCCACAUGGUCAACCAUGAGGAGGCAGAAGACAAGCCGGAUCUGUUUGUGGCUGUGCCACAUCUCAUGGGCACCAGCUCAGCUAGGGAAGGCCAGAGGCAGAGAGAGAAGAUGCUGUCUAGGCUUGGAAGAUUCUGGAAGAAACCUGAGGCAGAACUUUAUCCCACAAGGGACAUGGAAAGUGAUCAUGUCCUAUCGGGGAUCCAGGCCCUCACUCAGCCAGCAGAUGUGAGGAAAUUGGAGAGAUCACCUCUUCAGGAGGAAGCCAAGAAAUUCUGGCAUCGCUUCAUGUUCAGAAAGGGCCCCGCCUCCCAGGGGGUCAUCCUGCCCAUCAAAAGCCAUGAAGUACACUGGGAAACCUGCAGGACAGUGCCCUUCAACCAGACCAUCGCCCACGAAGACUGUCAAAAAGUCACUGUCCAGAACAACCUUUGCUUUGGGAAAUGCGGUUCCAUUCAUUUUCCCGGAGAAGGGGCACAUCCCCACAACUUCUGCUCCCACUGCUCACCCACCAAAUUCACCACCACGCACUUGAGACUGAACUGCACCAGCCCAACCCCCGUGGUCAAGAUGGUGAUACAAGUGGAAGAAUGUCAGUGCAUGGUGAAGACGGAACAUGGAGAGGAGCGUCGCCUACUGGCUGGUUCCCAGGAUUCCUUCAUCUCUGGACUCCCAGCUUAAAAGACAAACCCAUGAUUACCUCAGAAAACAAAACCAGAAUGAGUGAGGGUUGUUUAAUCUGGAAAGGUCAAGUGGGUUAUAUAAAACUCAAUGGAAAUCUCUCUCUCUCUCUCUCUCUCUCUCUCUCUCUCUCUCUCUCACACACACACACACACACACACACACACACACACACACACACACACACUUGUGUUUAGACAGGGUCUUGUGUAUUCCAGGCUGGCCUCAAACUUGCUAUGUGGCUGGGGAUGCUUUUAAACUCCUGAUCCACUUCCUGAGUGCUGGGAUUACAGGCAUGCACCAUAACACAUAGCUCCCAGAGGCACUUUUAAAGAGAUUUUUGCAUGCUUCAAAGUUGCCUUUGAGACUCAGGAAAUUUUUUUAUUCUAUGGAAUGGAUCUUGCCACAGAUGUGGGAGCAGUGUGCUUGGUGGCCCAUGUUUUUUGAUUUCCUUUCUGUACUGUCUGCAUGAAGUUUUUACUGUUGGUUAUCUGACUUUGAAGAAACAAUAGUGAUGCUACUCUUAGCAGUUUACACGUGGGAGGGGUUCAGGCAUGAGGAACCAAGCCUCCUCCUGGAAUAAGAGGAAAGGACAUGAACAGUAGUAGAGUCACUUGAGGAAGUUACUAAGACACUCCAUAAGUCUCUAAGUACAUUGCAAGUCAUUUUGAAGCAAAAUGGUCUAUAGACAAAAUCUUCUACUCACAUGCCUUUGAAUCUUGAAGUAAGUUGAAUUUCUAUUUUGUGCUUCUUCCUAUUGUAUGAGUAUGCAUGACAAAUUCAAACGUCAACAACAAGUUCUGAAUAUGAUCUGAAUGUUGUAAUACAUUAAAUUGUAGCAUGUGAAAA